Messenger RNA from Symbiodinium natans, 492 nucleotides. The record is from the annotation of a GenBank genome assembly. NCBI's taxonomy places the organism in Eukaryota, Dinophyceae, Suessiales, Symbiodiniaceae.
AUGGCAACGGGCGUCAUGCCAAGGGAAUCCCAAGUUGUAACCAUUGCUGAGGACCUUCUCUUCUUUUGUGAAGAGAUGCUCGAACAACUGCAGAGCGAGGCCUCACGCGUCACCAUAGUCGCAGACCUGCAAGGGGUGAAUUUAGCGCACCUCAACUCGCAGUGGUGGAAGGUGGCUGUGCCCCAGCUGCUGGACCUACUUUCGGACCGCUUCGAUGGGCUUCUCAAGGAGGUCCUGGCGGUUCGCGCCAGCCGCAUCUCUGGUGCAGCAGCCCAGCGGCUGCUGGACAGGCACAGGAUCCCGGGGCAAGUGCAAGUCGGCCACGAGGUCGGGGCCAUGGAGCUUCUGGAAGCCAAAGGCCCGCGGAAGGUGAGCACAUGCGACAGACCAUGGAGCAUGCAAGUGCCAGCACCUCCGGCGGACUGCGUCUCGUAUCCAUUGAGUCGACACUCGCAAUCCUGCAUUUGGGGUGCCGACCCAACACUUGCCUAA